AACAGGUUUGAAAUUUCCUUACAUGAAACGAAAUUUUGGAAAGUUAACGCCAUGGCAACAGAAAGAAAGAUUGUAUUUUGGACUGUUUUAUCCGCAAUGCACUGGAUGAAUUCCUGUAGAAGCCAAACCCUUUCUUCCGACUCGGACACGUGUACAGAGCAAGAUGAAAUAAAGACUUUAAAAGAUCAAACAGCGUUUCUGCAGCAGCUUGUCAGCAAUCAGGCUAUUGAAACAAAGGUGCUUAAGAAGGAAUUAGAAUCAGUCAAGGAAGCACUGUCCACAUUGAUGCCUGACCAUGUUGCCUUCCAUGUGGUAGCCAAGAGUAGUUCCGGUCCUGGAGUGAUUAUUUUCGAUCAUGUGAUCUCAAAUAUUGGAAGUGGGUACGAUAUUACCUCUGGGACAUUUAGUGUGCCUACAACAGGGUUUUAUGUGUUUUCUUGGAGCAUAGAGACUUACGGACAGUUGACUGAGGCUGCUCUUUUAGUGAAUGGAUUAGAAAUGGGAAUAUCAAAGUCCGACGAAGCCCCCUCUUACUACGACACAACUACUUCUUUUGCCGUUCUUGACCUUAAAAUUAAGGACAAAGUAUGGGUCAGAGUCAAAAGCGGGCAAGCUGAAGCAAUGCAUACGAUGUUUUCUGGAUGGAAGAUCAAUAAGAGCGGUAGUACGGCAUUUUAUGCUUCUCUUUCUCGUGAUGUGACCGGUUCCCCCAUCACCUUUAACAACGAAAUAAUAGACACAGCUGAUGCUUAUUCGACAACUACAGGGAAGUUUGUGGCGCCUCUUUCUGGCCUUUACGUUUUUAUGAUGUCCGGACUUAGGUAUGGGGAUAAAAUUUCCAAUUUCAGGUUUUCCUUCAGUAAUGGAAUUUCUCAGCCACAAGUUUUAGCAUACUCGAGCUCCGUAAGGUAUGACAGCAGUGGUACCAUGACGUUUGCCUGGAUGAACUCUGGUGACUAUGUCGAGGUUGAUGGCUUAAGAAUGAGGGCUACAUCUAUGUUUGCAGGAUGGCUGCUGGUCAAUGAUAACGUGUCAAAAUCAACUUUUCCAGCUUUUCUUGCUCAUGCACGUCUUGGUUCCGACAGUACCCCAGUCGUUUAUGAUAAAGCUCACGGUGGUUAUCACCAUGGUUACUCGACAAACACAGGAGUCUUCACUGCCGAUCGUGAUGGACUUUAUUUGUUUUUGUGUAAUACUGAAACUUUUACGAGGGCUACAGUUACUGCUCUGAGAGUCAACGAAGUGGAAAUUUUCGAAACGAGGUCAGACGCACGUCAUGUUAAUUUUGAUAGCACUUCCGCUGUCACUGUUCUUCAUUUAUCUUCAAACGAUCGUGUCUCUAUAGGUGUUAAAUCGGGGAGAGUUGACGAAAAGCAGUCUCUUUUUUUUGGUAUACUUUUACAUGAAAUGUAACAAAACGUUUAAUCAUAUUUUUGUGUGGAAUGGUUAACAUUGUUUUUUCUGUUAUUGCAGCCCAGAGGACCAGGCUGCUCUAUACAUAUAAGUUAAAGAGUUGGUAUAUGGGGAUUGAGGUGGUUGAGUUGAAGCUAUUCAGGUUUUCUAAAUAUUAAAAAAAGAGUUUUAAUCAGAAUGUUCUCUCCCAUUCUAAAUUACGAGAUACACAAUGUAAUUACUUUUAUAAAGUUUCACAUAUUUAAUACAUAAAAAUGCUUAUCAUUUUCUAGCGAAAAUACGACAGAUCCCUUUUUUAGAACGUCAAAUUUUACUUAUUGCAUGAAAACGUACUUUACGCAAUUCAUGUUUUAUAUUUUUAAAGUGAAAUACAUUUUUGAAAAUAGGUGAAGCUGUUAUUUGAUUUUAAUUUAUAUUUUAUGCAGCUAACAUUUAAUUGAGGAAUUAAUAAAGUUUAAAAGGGUAUCGUUUGUGUUCGAUUUUCAUCCGACUAUAAGUUUUCAAAGUAUUCUCGACUGUCAUCUCCAUAAUUUAGACGCAUGCCUUUUUCACACAUAUCUAAGCGGUUAGAUGAUCAAGACUCAUUUCCAUUGUUUAUUUAAUUUACUUAUUUCCAGGGCGACAAUUGAUGAUUACGUCAAUGUUUUCUUGUUAAUUUUAUAUGUUACUUUCAGCAUUAGCGACUCACAUGACAACCGGAAACAAUGCUAUAAUGUUAAAUACGCAUAUAAUUCUCAAGAGGUUUUUCAACAAACGCACGGUACUUGCAAAUUCAGAAAAAAAAUAAAAUUUAUGAUGAAAGGCUUUGUGGGUAUUUACAUGUAGCAAACAAUAGGGUAAAUAUUUUCUUUUAAACUGAAUUAUUUAGAGAAAUGAAGCGAGGGUUUGGACGUUUCCUUAGAGGUGAAUGUACCUACAAUUAUUUCCGCUCAAAUGCUUGCGAAACUAUUGUAACUGGAAUGUCAGUAGAGAUUGAUAAUGAUUUUUUGGAUGUUAAUUUCAACUACUCCCCCAAAAACUGUCAUCAUUUAUAUAUUUUCAUGCAA
This is a messenger RNA of Saccostrea cuccullata (small rock oyster), 2459 nucleotides long. RefSeq lists its product as uncharacterized. The record is from RefSeq and is a predicted model, not a curated record. The transcript has 4 exons. Gene Ontology annotation, molecular function: protein binding. NCBI's taxonomy places the organism in Eukaryota, Metazoa, Mollusca, Bivalvia, Ostreida, Ostreidae. Bases 52 to 1413 code for a protein of 453 amino acids.